GGUGGUGGUGGAGAGAAACUAGGCAGGCGGUGUUGCGGGCCCUUUAAGAGCCGGGCAGGGCUUGCUUGUUGGGGUGGGAACAGCAAGAAGCCGCCGCGGGGAUGCAAAGGGAGAAAAAAGCGAGACCUUAGGAGCUGCUCCCUUCCUCCGGGGAUUCCAGAACGCUGACCCGCAAGGCGGCGGGGGAGGGAGGAAUAGUCUGGGGCCGCGCGCGCGCGCGGGAAGGGGCGGGAACUGAAGCAGCAGCAAUAGCAACAAACAGCGUCCGGGGCCGGGCGCGUGCUCAGCGGCGGCCCCCGAGAGGGAGUGGGGCAUUGGGGUAGGAGGUCAGAGAGAGGAACAUCCCCCCGCCCAGCCCCCGAUGAGGCAGUGCGGCGGCGGCGGCGGCUGCUUGCCGUGUCCCCGAGCUCGGCCUGUGCAUUUCUCUUCUUGAGGAAGAGACGUUUCCUCUUUCCCCCUUCCUGCUUUUGCUGCCGCCGCCACAGGGGGAACAGCCUAGGAGAAGGUCGGAGCAGGGACGAAAGACCCGCCCCCUCCCGGGUCGCGCUUGCCUGCGUGUCUGUCCGUUUUCUCCUGCCAAGCCCCCCAUAUAGCUGGGCUGGUUCUUGGCGGGGGGGUGAGUGAGUGCGUGAGUGGCCCUUUGCCUUUCCCCCUUCCCUUCUCGGUGUAUUGGCGACAGCCUUCCAUAGUCUGCCUUAAUCCUCCCUCUCUUCCCUCCCUCCAUUCUCCUCCUUGGCAAACUUGUAUAUGACCUUUGUUACCGUUUUGCUUGCCUCCAAGACGAGGGCUGGCUGGUUUCAUCUCUCAGGCCCGUUCCCCUCCCUUGAUAAGCAGCUCUGGCCCUGGCUCUUCUGCCCCCUGCUCACGGUUAAACACAAACACCUGUUGCUGCGGAGGGAGGGUCGUCCUCCUCCUCUCCCCACCGUGGGCUUUGGGUUUUGUUUUAGAGUUUGGCCGCUUUGUUGUUGGAAGGAUUGUCCUGUCGCUGGCAAGACUGCUCACCUCUUUUAUUUGGAUUCCCUAUUUAAAAAGGGGGAAAGCCCUCCUCUAAACUUGUUUUCAUUUGGAUAAGAUGAAAGUGACAGUUUGUUUUGGCAAGACGGGGAUUGUAGUUCCCUGUAAAGAUGGACAGAUCCGGGUCAGAGACUUAACCCAUCAGGCUCUCCAGAGAUACCUGAGAACCAAAGAAAAGGAUCCUUCUUAUUGGGUGAAUAUUCACCAUCUGGAGUAUACAGAUGGGGGAAUCCUGGACCCAGAUGACAUCCUGGCAGAUGUUGUGGAAGACAAAGAUAAGUUGAUUGCAGUGUAUGAAGAACAAGAUUUGCUCCCAAAGUAUGAAGACAGCAAUGGUAGUUUGACAGAUGGAAACAGUCCAGAUGCUUUUGAGAGUGAUGUAGCAGCUCAGCUGGCUGCAUUUCAGCCAAUGGGAGGAGAGAUUGAAGUGACACCUUCUGCUCUGAAGCUAGGGACACCACUGUUGGUAAGGAGGAGCAGUGACCCAUCACUGGGCCCACCUGUUGACUUGCGUGCAGGAGCGUUGCCUGCCAAUAACCACGUUCUGAAGACUUCUGUUUCUGGUUCAACACACUCAUCUUCAGAGGACUGGAAUCUUGUUGCACACAGUGAAGUGCUGACAUCUCAGAAAACAAAAUUUGUUUUCAGUGGUGUAACAAGAAUGGUGGAGAUUUCUGGGGAAGGUGGUCCUCUGGGUAUACAUGUGGUACCAUACUUUUCAUCAUUAAGUGGAAGGAUUUUAGGGCUCUUUAUUCGUGGCAUUGAGGAGAAUAGCCGGUCUAAGCGGGAUGGACUUUUCCUUGAAAAUGAAUGCAUCGUGAAAAUCAAUGACAUAGAACUUGCAGAUAAAACCUUUGCACAAGCACAAGAUAUCUUCCGCCAAGCAAUGAAAUCUCAAAAUAUCAUUUUGGAAGUGGUUCCUCCAUACAACCGUGAACAAUAUGAAAAGUCUGUCAUCGCAUCUUUAUAUUCUUCAGAUAACACUGAACAUGUUUCAAAGGCAAAGGCUCCACCUCCCAUCCACCCAAAACCAAUGACAAAGGGAGUAGACUUGUCCACAGUGAACAACCUGGAGGCUUGUGUGCGGACAGUGCUACAUCCUGCCAAGAGUCCCAAUCUUCCAAAAGUUUGUAGGAAGCCGUCAUCACCAUCUUUGUCUCCACUGAUGGGUUUUGGCAGCAAGAAGAAUUCAAAAAGGAUAAGGAUAGACCUUAAAAAAGGGCCUGAAGGACUUGGUUUUACUGUGGUUACCAGAGACUCAUCAGUACAUGGUCCUGGUCCUAUUUUUGUAAAGAAUAUUUUACCACGGGGUGCAGCAAUUAAAGAUGGCCGUUUGCAAUCAGGGGACAGAAUAUUGGAGGUGAAUGGUAGCGACAUCACCGGAAGAACCCAGGAAGAGCUUGUAGCUAUGCUAAGAAGCACAAAGCAAGGAGAAAUUGUCUCCUUGAUCAUUGCACGGCAGGAGGAAACCUUUCUUCCCCGAGAGCUGGACCCCCAUGGCUUGUUAAGACCUUCAGGAAAGUUCCGCCUAUGGCUGCUCCCAGGUUGUCCGGUGGUGACUCAGGGCCAGGCCUUUUCUAUAGCUGCCCCAAGGCACUGGAACAAGCUCCCUGUUGUUGUAAAAGCUUCCAAGAGCGCUCAAGACGCAUUUGUUCCAUCAAGCCUUAGAUCAGCUAAAGGAGAGCCCUAUUGCGCCAUUCUUUCCCUUGAGACCACGGAGCAAUUGACUUUUGAGAUACCCCUGAAUGACUCUGGUUCUGCUGGACUUGGUGUGAGCUUAAAGGGCAAUAAAGCUCGAGAGACUGGGGCUGACCUUGGAAUUUUCAUCAAAUCCAUCAUCCAUGGAGGUGCUGCCUAUAAGGAUGGCAGACUGCGAAUAAAUGACCAGCUUAUUGCAGUGAACGGGGAAUCUCUGCUUGGAAAAUCGAACCAUGAAGCGAUGGAGACCUUGAGACGUUCCAUGUCUAUGGAGGGAAAUAUUCGUGGGAUGAUUCAGCUUGUAGUUCUCAGAAGACUGGAUAGGCAAACUGAAGUGGAGCGCACAGAGCCUGUUGUAUUUCCAAAACUGGAAUUUGAGGGGAAUAUUAACUUUGCUGCCUUUCCCAGGCGUAAUGAUGCUGCUGUGCAAUGUUUUGUAGCGCAUUGUCCCGAGGAGCAGUUGAAAGAGUUCCGUACAUCUGAGAGUGGCAUGACUGGAAAUGAAGUCCCACCUCCUUUGCCUCCACAUCCAAGUGAUGAGCUGCUCACAGAUUAUAAUCAUAGCUCAGUAGCAGAUUCAGCAGCAUAUUUACCAGAUCAGCACAUCAACUUCAGAUCUUUGACACUGGCUAAGCAGAAGGAAUCAAUUAAUCUGAAAGCCUCCAAGAGCAUGGAUCUCGUGGCAGAUGAAAGCAAAGUGAGUUUGUUGACUGGACAGAAACUAGAGCCUCCUGGCAAGGAUAUUGGUCCCACCCUGGGUUUAAAGAAGUCAAGCUCUCUGGAGAGUCUCCAGACAGCUGUUGCUGAAGUGAAAAAGAAUGAGCUUCCUUUCUAUAGGCCCAGACCUCACAUGGUCCGUGGUAGAGGGUGUAAUGAGAGUUUCAGAGCUGCCAUUGACAAGUCUUACGAUGGACCUGAAGAUAUGGCAGAAGAUGGUUUGUCGGAUAAAAGCUCACUCUCUGGUCAGGAAGCUCAGAACUCUGAAUUGGCCCAUCAUGUGAACUCUGAUUUAGAGGAUCCAGAAGGCAAGGCAAAGAAACACAAAAAGGCUAAAGAGAAACUGAAAAUAAAAGAAAAGAAUAAAAAAGCUAAUUUGAAGAACAAAUCUAAAAUUAAAGAAAAGAACAAGAAAGAAGAAAAUGAAGAUCCAGACAGAAAAACCAAGAAGAAAAGCUUAGGUGCCAUGUUGAGGUUUGGCAAGAAAAAAGAGGAUAAAGGUGCAAAAGGCGAUCAGAAGGGGAACUCCAAGCAUGGUGCUCUCAAGGAAGAAGACCUUGAAAAGAUGAAGGAGGAGCGGGAACGAAUUGAUGCAAAACAUCAGGAGCUCCGGCAAAAGCAGUCUAGAGGACUUCUUGAAUAUUCCACUGGUCCUGUUGGGCCCCCACCUGAUAUUGAUGAUGAUGAGACAGACCCAAAUUAUGCCCGAGUGAAUCACUUUCGAGAAAUUUAUCCAUCUGCCAGUGCCUUCAGACCAUCUUCUCCACUUGCUGCAGAAGCCUUUAGAUGUGAUAAUCCACCAAUAGACAGGGACCACUUGGAAGGACUAUAUGCAAGAGUAAACAAGCCACCUCAUCAGCAUGCUCCUGUUGAGAGUGACCGGCCUGCUGGUGGAACUGCAGACCGCAUCCAGAAGUUACGAAAAGAGUACCAUCAGGCAAGGCGGGAAGGCUUACCGUUCUAUGAUGAAGAAGAAGGCAAAGGAAGAGCAUCUGAUUAUGAUCAGCACUGGGUGUCUGGAAAAGGUCCAGAUGGGACUUCACACCAUCUCCAGUUUGAAGGAAUAGAAAGACAAUAUGCCUCCUUACCCAGGCACGGACCUGUAGAACCAAUGGAGUAUUUAACAGGGCUACGAGUAACCUACAAAGAGAGAGAUUUUCCUUACUAUCAAGGAGGCCAGCCUGCAGUUCAUCCCUCCAAAGGAAGCUACAUUCAUCCACCAGACGGCCCGAGGGCAGCAGAGAUACGGUAUCCUCAGUAUUAUCCACCACAGCCAGUAGCCCAGCACAAAGGACCUCUCCGCCAAGAUGUACCACCAUCACCACCUCAGGGCCACAGAGUUCUGCCUUAUCAUGAAAUGGGCAGAACAGGCUACCAUCAAACCAGUGCUGAUCAAAAUCAGUACAGACAUCAGGAUCCUAGGCAAAAGGACCCCAUGACUGCAGCUGUAUAACCCAAUGAUGAACGAUGGUGGAUAUAAAAAAACAGAAAUAAUCUUACUUCUGAUUCCACUGAGCUUAUAUCUCCCUUCACUCUGGCCAAUGUAUACCCAGGAUAACUUUAUGAAGCGGUACAAUGACUUUCAGAUAUCAGUACAUCAAACGGGCUUUCUUUGUUUUUUUCAAUUGCCUGAACAUUGAAGGUGGUAGAUGAAGGGUAAGCAAAACUGCUAAGCACACCAGCAAGUGCCACUCAGGGCUAUUUGCAACUACACAGGUACAUGCAAGGCAUACAUAUUGCAGGAAUCCAUGUUGAAAUGCUAGCAGGAAGGUAUCCUUCUUGUGCCACUGUGUGUGCACUCAGUAUGACAGGCUCUUCUUUCACCAGCUCUUCUCUGAUUGGAGUAUUUUGGGCCGUGUCCCCUGACAAGUUUACAAAUAACUUCAUUGUGUUGAGAGUUGUGUUCCACUCACCUUGUGGCCUGCAGUGUGUUUUUGUUGUCAUCAUGUGUGAAUGUUGAGUGUUGAUCUCAUUUUAAUCUUGUCUCAGUCAUCUUUUUGAUUGUCUUUGGGGACUCUGAAUUUUCAAUCCUGGUGUGUUUUUUUAAUUGGUCAUAUGUCAAGAAUUUCUAUUUUUUAUUAUUUUUCUAAUUGCAGAGAGUACAGUUGGACAAAUUACAAAAAGUGGUACUUACGUAGUUCAUAGAACUGUCCUACAGUAUUGCACUGUGAGGCUCCUGAAAAUACACAUACAAGGAUUCAGUGGGCAGUAUUUUGUUACUGUGGGGAGUUCUAGCCCAUUUGGGGGUCUGUUUGUAUGUCUCCCCUUGUGGAGGGGCCUGGUUCUCCAUUGGCAAUAUUGUCAGAAGUGCCUGCCAACAUCUUCAUUAAUAAUCAUUGUAAGCUAGAAGUCAGCAACUGGUGGCCCAUGGACCAGAUCUGCCCAUUGAGAUAUCGUAUUUGUUCCCCCUCACAUUUACCAACCCCAAGAGACAAGAUGGUUGUAUGGGAGGAGUGGUGGAGCCUGGUCCCUUUCCUCAAAUUUGCCUUCCCACAAAACAUGCUGUUGGCUACGCUUGUAACCCCCGUACAACAUUUGAGUAUCCUAGUCUGCUGCUUUUGUUCUGCAAACUACCUGUAAAAGCAAGUCUUCUGCAGAUCCGCAAAAGUGCCAAACCAUGCCCUUUUGCAUGGCAGGAAUUCUGUAGGGCAACAGUGGUGGAGGAUAUGAGGGUGAGGAAGGCUUCUGUUACCAUAAAUAGCUUAGCUAGGCGAGUGUGGAUAACACCUGAUGAGAGAUUGUUUAAAAAAAUAAGGACAAAAGAAAGAAAUAGCACAGGAGAGAGGGUACAGAAUGAAGAGGGGUUUUUUCAUCACUUCUAGUUAUUUGCAAACAACGAGGCAAGUGGAGAGAAGACUGCAGUUCUAGUCAGGUGCUGUUUUGGUGUUGCUGAGAUCUGCAUGUCUAGACGGGAACUUAAAGUUGGGGGUUAGGGGGAGACAGUGGCCCUUGCAGGUUACUCUGAAGUAUGGGUGUCAUUUCAAUUCUGUAGAUUUUGUUUUUCUACCCAGUCUACUGAGGCUUCUGAAAGUCAUUUCAGAGAGGAAUUUUGAAGAGCUCAACAUAUCUUUCAUUCCUCAGUCUUGACUCUGGAUGCAUUUCAAGGCUACAUAUUAGCCCUUUUCCUUUCAAGGGAGAGACCUUGGGCCUGGCUAAGAAAUGUAUUAGAGGAUCUGUUGGUUUUCUUUUGGUAUGCAGCAAAUUAGCAGGAUUCAUUACACAGGUCAUCUCAUAAUUAUUAUAUAUAUCGCACAAAGGGGUCAUCUAUCAGGCCCAGCCAUUUAUCAUUUACCCUUUCUGAAAUGGCUUCAUUAUACUGGGAGGCCUCUAGAGACUUUGUGUGCAGUGAAUCUGUCACACACCAAAUUUGCUUUGCUGCAUUUCAAAGUGUCAGCUCUUGUGCCCAUGAAAGAUUCAGCAGUUUGGUAUGGAACCCACAGAUACAACAUUGUUGUCCUGAAUAUUAGUAUUCAGGUAAGUAAUUGUAGCAAAGGCUAUAACCUCCAAUUCAAGGCUGCUGAGGAAUGACUAGUGGGCUUGGAAUCAAGGGAUGUACAUCUUAUCUAUCUCUAACUAGACUGGAUGGGAAACACUGAGGUGAAAUACUAAGGGUGUUUAUAGGCUUAGUUUCUACAGGUAAAUAUGGCCAAGAAGAUUACCCGUAAUUAUUCUCUGUUCCUAUAAUGCACCCUCAAAUAGAGACACAGCCAUGUACUGUAGAAGCAAUGCCCAACGUAAUGAGUAAACAUUGCAGGUGGGGAACACUUCUGCUUGUGCACAAAGGGGAGGGGUGGUUUUCAGUGAAUCUAGCUUCCCUCCUGAAAAUAUGUCCCCAAGUGUCCCACAACCCUCAGGGACAUUUUCCCAGAAGGGACAAGAGGCUGCACAGGGAAUGGGCAGAUUAUCAGAAAUCACCCUUGCACUCUGUGCAAGCACAAAAGCAUUCUUCAUGUCCAUCCUUUACUUAGCAUGUUGAGCAAGGACUGGUUCCAGUGGAUGGAUCUCAAGUGGCUGUAUAUCUAUUUCGUAUGUAGAAUGUACUAUUUAUAAGAAUGAGUAAUCAGGGAUAAAUUGUAAGGAAUUGUCAGCUAUAUUUGUACAGACAUCUUGAAUUCUUAUUCAUUCUACUUUGGCGAGCAGUUGAUCACUGCGCCCAUGAAAUCAUGUUUUAAGUAACAUUGUAUAGGAUCAGUGCAAAGUGAAUAGUGAGCUUCUUGCUCCUCUUCAAACCUAAGUUUAUAUAUCCUCUUAAGCAUUCAGAAUGAGGUAAGCUAUUACAGAGAGGGAAGGAAAGGAUGGCAUAUUGUGACUUGCCAUCCAAUCAAAUAUAAUUCAGGGAAGGCCUAGUUUUUGUCUUGGUUUACUUUCAAUCUACUGGCCUGAUUUGUGGUUCCUUGAUGGAGGGACAAAGUGAUUUCUUUUUGUGAAGUAUGCAGUGUAUUAUGAAGGAAUGCAACACUGUUUCCCACUUUAUAUAAUGUUGCAACCUGUAUCAGACAUCUAAGGGGUUUACAGCUAACCCACAAUUCUCUCGCUGAGCUGCUGAUGCAGGUCAUUGCUUGAACUGCUAGAAUGCAAACAAAUGGUUCCAUCCAUGUUGCAUUCUUGCCAACACUGACCUUGAUCAUCUAAACACAGUCAGUGUAUUUAAACUCUCUUACUUCACUUCAUCCCUUAUCUUAACUGAGUUUUGACAGCACAGAUAACAAAUCUUGUCUCAGGUGACAGACAAUUGCUAUCACCUCAAAUUUGGAGAUGAAGCGGGAUGGAUAUUUGGAGUGGGGGCACUGCCCAAAUAAAACCAUGUUCAUUUCUUCUGGGGAUGUAGCAUAUGUGCGGCUGUUCCCAGUGCUGUCUCUUUUGUAAAAGAAACCAUAGGAUCCUCGGAUGAAGAUUGAUUUGGCAGCCAUACAUCCAGUGCUACUGGCCAGAAAGACCACUAGUAGCCAGGGGCAGGAUGGAAAACUGAAAAUGCACUUUGCUUUUGUAUAAAUAUAACCUCUGAUACCUUGGAUCCUUCGACAGGACCAACUCAUGGUGGGUUUAUCUAACUGAUCACAAUCAAGAGGAGCUUUGGAAGAUAAGCUCCAGUCUUAUAAAUCAUUGCCUGCUAACCCUUUCUAGUGCCAUUUCAUUCCCGUUUAUAAAGAUAACUGACAUUUCAGGAGCAAGGGGCAAAUCCAGAUUAGAUGGAUAUAGCCUGUGUUAUUUCUUUGAUGCUCAAGCUCAGUUGUUUCCACGUAACCGGAAACACCCCUCUAAAACUCUCCUUGACUGCGAUGGCUCCAUUUGGUAGGGCGACAGUUCAAAAGAAGACCUUCCAAGCUAUUAAUGCCAAUGGCUUAUUAAACAAUACUACUGCUUUUAGAUCAAUGAGAGGCUUUGAUGCAGUACAAUAAAUAGAUGGUUGGUAUCGGAGGAGGAGGAGACAAAAACGCUUGACCUGUCUUUUAUUUGGAGACGGGAGCAAAAGAAGUCAAGAGCAUCCUCAUCAGUCUAAAGUGCCAUUAUUCUGAUAGUGGGGGAGAGAAACUAAAUUGGCUGCUGCAGUUGACUCACAGAGGUGAGCUAAAUGUGUGUGUAUAUUAAAUAUACAUACGUACACACAUACAUAUAUAUACAUAUAGCCUGCUUCUCCGCAAUAAUGCAAAACAAACUCUCUCAGCACCAUAUUGCAGGCAAAUGUGUAGCAAACACAUAUCACAAGGUGUUGCAGCUGAUGGUUGAAAAUAUAUAACUUGCAAAAAUGGAAAAGAAAAAUCCACUCGAGCCGUUAAGAAACAAAUUGCUCUUUUUCCCCCCCAUGCGUCCAUAUGUUUUUUUAAAAAAAUAUUAUGGAUCGGAAAUGGUUGUUUUUUAAUUCACUAAUACCAUGCAUUCAGCUUCUGUAAAAAUGUGCCGGUCCAGUGGGAGAAUUUUCCUUUGUGAAUGUGGGCUUCCCAAAUCAUUUUGUUUUCCCCCUUCAGGUGGACUUUGCCCACCUUUGCCCUGGUGAGAUCCCGUUUCCAACCCAGUCUGGGAAAGGAUCCAGAGCACACCAUGCAGUUGCUAAGUAACUACAAUGUGCUUUCUUCAAAGACUGACUGCAAAGUAACGGGGAAUGAAGGGUAUACUAGGGAAGAGAUCAUGAGGACUGUCCAAGGGAAGGGUUACCAACAUCAGUUUCAAAUCAGAGCAAUCAAGGCCCUAGAUCUGGCUUUGUACAUUUAUCCCCCAAGCGCUGGUCUGACUUACGUAUUGCAUUUGGAGCAGAGGCCUGGCUGAAAGCCCACUGAACUUACUGGAAAUAUCAGUGUACUUUGGAUCAAAUUCUUGUUGCAAUAAAAGAAGUAGGUUGUGCAUAUUAACUAUUGAAUGACUAAAGAUUUAACAGACACCAGCAAUUUCCUGAACAGUCUAAAAGAUGAUAAACACUGUGAUUGCAGCAACUGAAUAGGAAGCUCUCUGGGCAGUCUGAAGGCCAGGGAGGGGGACUAGGAAGAUAACUUUCCACAUUCCAGUUCAGGUACUUAACCGGUUCACAUGCUGCCUAUUUACUCUAGACUGCUACCUCCCAUCUUUCCUUUCUCUGUAAAAUGCUAGAUGUUCUAUAUGUGCUCUGAGGUGAAGUCAUCUUCUUGUGGAAGGCAAGCACAUGUGCUGCCUUCCCAGAUCAGGCCUUUCAAUAGAAUCCUUGGCAAGAGCAUUCCAACCAUUGGUGCACUUACUCAAGUGCGGUUUGCUUCUCAGUGCAAAAACCACAACUUUAUUUUAUCCUCAAUUCACAAGCCGUCCAUUUCCAACUAUUCCUGGUGCAAUCCUACUGACUUCAGUAGAAAUGUAAUAAUGGGAAUAGCUCUGGUUUGCACAUUGCUGCCCUUUUCUAUUUGUCCGACGGGGGGUAGGGUUUAAAUACCUGACUAUAUAUUUGUGUGCAUUGAAUUUCAAAAAAAAAAGUUAGGAAAUUUAUUUGGGGAGUGAAGACAUUUGACAGAGCAUUUGAUUUUUUUGCUAUAUAUCACCAUAUAAAUGUUAACUGAUUUGUUUUACAUUAAAAUAAAGGCUUUAAGAAUAA
Molecule: messenger RNA, 10483 nt
Organism: Hemicordylus capensis (graceful crag lizard)
Lineage: Eukaryota; Metazoa; Chordata; Lepidosauria; Squamata; Cordylidae
Gene: PARD3B
Product: par-3 family cell polarity regulator beta
Exons: 24
Coding region: 1073-4882 (1269 amino acids)
Biological process (GO): establishment of centrosome localization; cell adhesion; establishment or maintenance of epithelial cell apical/basal polarity
Cellular component (GO): adherens junction; apical junction complex; cell cortex
Molecular function (GO): phosphatidylinositol binding; protein binding
Source: RefSeq, a predicted model, not a curated record